ACAUUUCCACUCAAACACCAGCCACCAGUUCAUCUCACUCACCGUCCUAGCUAGCAGCCAGUAGCUCGGAAUGGCCGCGUCGGCGCUGCACCAGACCACCAGCUUCCUCGGCACCGCCCCACGCCGUGAUGACCUCGUCCGCAGCGUCGGCGACUUCGGCGGCCGCAUCACCAUGCGCCGGACUGUGAAGAGCGCCCCCCAGAGCAUCUGGUACGGUCCUGACCGUCCCAAGUACCUGGGUCCAUUCUCGGAGCAGACCCCAUCUUACUUGACCGGCGAGUUUCCCGGUGACUACGGGUGGGACACCGCAGGGUUGUCAGCUGACCCAGAGACGUUCGCCAAGAAUAGGGAGCUAGAGGUGAUCCACUCGAGGUGGGCGAUGCUUGGCGCACUCGGAUGUGUGUUCCCAGAGAUCCUAUCCAAGAACGGCAUCAAGUUCGGUGAGGCCGUGUGGUUCAAGGCCGGCGCUCAGAUCUUCUCUGAGGGCGGUCUCGACUACCUCGGCAACCCUAAUCUGGUGCACGCACAAAGCAUCCUCGCCAUCUGGGCUACCCAAGUGGUGCUCAUGGGCUUCAUCGAGGGCUACCGUGUUGGUGGCGGUCCUCUCGGUGAGGGCCUCGACAAGAUCUACCCAGGCGGCUCCUUCGACCCACUUGGCCUUGCCGACGAUCCCGACACAGCUGCCGAGCUCAAGGUCAAGGAGCUCAAGAAUGGCCGCCUCGCCAUGUUCUCCAUGUUCGGUUUCUUUGUGCAGGCCAUCGUCACCGGCAAGGGACCCAUCGAAAACCUCUUCGACCACGUUGCUGACCCAGUCAACAACAACGCAUGGGCUUUCGCCACCAACUUCGCUCCUGGAAGUUAAAUGAGUUAGCCAUCCGUCCGACCACCGGGCGAGAUAUGCAUGUGUACUUGUACGUCGUGGAUCAACGUGUAGCUGCACGUACUUUGUGUUAUUAUUUGUACUAUCAUUGAGCGAGUCCCGUCUCGCUAGUUGUGCGCAAUGUAAUUAAGCACAAGGUACGCCGGUGAAUGAAUGUCAAUAAUGGAGCAAUCAUCUAUAAUGAAGAGAGUAGUUAAGUC
Messenger RNA from Lolium rigidum, 1080 nucleotides. RefSeq names its product chlorophyll a-b binding protein, chloroplastic. The record is from RefSeq and is a predicted model, not a curated record. The transcript has 2 exons. Lineage: Eukaryota; Viridiplantae; Streptophyta; Magnoliopsida; Poales; Poaceae. The coding region runs from base 71 to 862 and encodes 263 amino acids. Gene Ontology annotation, cellular component: chloroplast envelope; plastoglobule; chloroplast thylakoid membrane. Gene Ontology annotation, biological process: photosynthesis, light harvesting in photosystem I; response to light stimulus.